This is a messenger RNA of Caenorhabditis elegans, 580 nucleotides long. RefSeq names its product RNase H domain-containing protein (gene W06D11.2). The coding region runs from base 87 to 446 and encodes 119 amino acids. Lineage: Eukaryota; Metazoa; Nematoda; Chromadorea; Rhabditida; Rhabditidae. The transcript is spliced from 3 exons. The record is from RefSeq and is marked reviewed.
UGUGUGUUGAUUGACGCGUCGAACGCUCUGUUUCAGUUCACCCCUUUUCUAGUUGUCAUUCACACUAUUCGCCCACUUGUCUUACAAUGUUUGCUGUUCCAGCAAAUCCGGUACCACGAACUCUUCUCACCGACGAGGAGGUUCGUCAUCUUUACGGAAAGCAGCGAUGUCUCAACAAACUCUUUGAUAAUCCGAGAGUUGCCCACCCCGCAAUCCACCAAACAGUGGUCUUUAUAUUUGACUCCCUCAGCUCAAUUAUUGCUCUUAACAAACUACCUCAUACAAAAGAAAAUCGGCAACAAGUCGAGUGCGGAUUCAAGUCAAUGCAAUAUCUCGAAGACUUGAUCAUUCGAAUUGUUGUACGCGGAGAAGAUCCGGCUGUAAUACACGAAGGACACCUACGUCACUGGGAAGCUGAAAUGUGCAAAUUGUCAUCCCCUAUUUAACUGUUUUAUUUGUAAAUAUCUAGCAUACUAUUCUUCCUGUUACAACGUUUUUCCACCGUUUGACUCCCUACAUUCUGUUUAAUAAUUAUUGAUUGCCAACUCCCAUGUUCGUCACUAAUAAACUAUCAUCAAAC